UACAUUGGCAACGAGCAGGAGCUGAACCGCGAGACCAUGAGCAGCAACAUCGACGACCGCACCAUGCACGAGCUGUACCUGUGGCCGUUUGCCGACGCGGUGCACGCCAACGUGGCCAGCGUCAUGUGCAGCUACAACAAGCUCAACAGCACGUGGGCGUGCGAGAGCGACCGCGCCAACAACCAGCUGCUCAAGAAGGAGCUCGGCUUCCCGGGCUACGUCAUGAGCGACUGGAACGCCCAGCACACGACCAACGGGGCCGCCAACGGCGGCAUGGAUAUGACCAUGCCCGGCAGCGACUACGGCGGCAAGACCAUCCUGUGGGGCCCGCAGCUCAACUCGGCCGUCAACAGCAACCAGGUGUCCAAGGCCAGGCUGGACGACAUGGCCAAGCGCAUCCUCGCCGCCUGGUACCUGACGGGCCAGAACUCGGGCUACCCGGCCAUCAACAUCAAGGCGAGCGUGCAGGCCAACCACAAGGAGAACGUGCGGGCCGUGGGGCGCGACGGCAUCGUGCUGCUCAAGAACGACGGCGGCAUCCUCCCGCUGAAGAAACCGGGCAAGGUGGCCGUCAUCGGGUCCGCCGCCGUCAACAACGACAAGGGCAUCAACUCGUGCACCGAUAAGGGCUGCAACACGGGCGCGCUGGGCAUGGGCUGGGGGUCGGGGUCGGUCAACUACCCCUACUUCGUAGCGCCGUACGACGCUAUCAGAUCCCGCGCGCAGACCGACGGCACCACCGUCACGCUCCACAACUCGGACAGCACGGCCAACGUGGCCAGCGCGGCAUCGGGCGCCGACGCGGCCGUCGUGUUCCUGACGUCGGACUCGGGCGAGGGCUACAUCACAGUCGAGAAGGUGCUGGGCGACCGCAACGACCUGGACCCGUGGCACGGCGGCAACCAGCUGGUGCAGGCCGUGGCAGCGGCCAACAAGAACACCGUCGUGGUGGUGCACAGCGUGGGGCCGGUCAUCCUCGAGACCAUCCUGGCGCUGCCGGGCGUGCGCGCCGUCGUGUGGGCCGGCCUGCCGAGCCAGGAGAGCGGCAACGCGCUGGUCGAUGUCCUGUACGGCGCCACCGCGCCCUCGGGCAAGCUGCCCUACACCAUCGCCAAGAGCGCGUCCGACUACGGCACCGCCGUGGUGAGGGGCGACGAUAGCUUUGCCGAGGGCCUCUUCAUCGACUACCGCCACUUUGACAAGGCCGGCAUCGCGCCGCGCUUCGAGUUUGGUUUUGGCCUGUGUAAGUCUCCCCUCCCUUCUUCCCUCGUAAACGAGCCAUAACCCUCAUUACGCACCUAACUGAUAUCCCGUAAAGCAUACACAAACUUCACGUACUCGGACAUCGCCAUCACAACGACCGCGAAAUCCGGCCCAGCAACCGGCACCGUCGUCCCGGGCGGGCGCGAGGACCUCUUCGACACGGUCGCGACAGUCACAGCAACCAUCACCAACUCGGGCGCCGUCGCCGGCGCCGAGGUCGCGCAGCUGUACCUCUCCCUCCCAGCAUCCGCGCCCAGCGCGCCGCCGC
This is a messenger RNA of Lasiosphaeria miniovina, 1531 nucleotides long. RefSeq names its product glycosyl hydrolase family 3 C-terminal domain-containing protein. The record is from RefSeq and is a predicted model, not a curated record. NCBI's taxonomy places the organism in Eukaryota, Fungi, Ascomycota, Sordariomycetes, Sordariales, Lasiosphaeriaceae. Gene Ontology annotation, biological process: glucan catabolic process. The transcript has a single exon. Bases 37 to 1284 code for a protein of 415 amino acids. Gene Ontology annotation, molecular function: beta-glucosidase activity.